CAUAAAAUCGACAUACGAGAAGAAGCUCCAGAGCAAACAACAAUGCGAAUACUGGAUGCUUUGCGCAUUUUUCGAUACAAAGUGCCAACUGAUCCCGAUCAUCUGGCUAAAUUCUGUGAGGGGCUAAUUGUUGGGGAUAAAUUUUACAUAUAUCCUAUUUUGGAAACAUUGUUAAAAAACUUCGUUGACUACAAAAAGAGAGCCUAUUUGGCCAAGUAUCUCACGAAGGUUCAACUCCCUUCGGAUUUGCUACGGGAUCCAGAACUGAGCAAGCUGUAUUCAGAAAUUUUAUUUCCCUUUAUUUGGUGUUGGCUGGUUUUUAUUACAACAACCAAAACUGUCUUUAUGCCAAAACAGUGUUAUUUUCAAGCUAAGUCUUAUAUUCAAAUCACAAUUUAUGACAACUGUGUUCUCUUUUUGCAGCACGAAGUUUUGAUAGAAACCUUUAAAGAAACACACAAGCAAUUGGAGUUGCUAAAAUCAGAGGGCCUGACGACGUCUGAAAUCAGGAACGACAUCGCAGCCAUGGAAGAAGAAAAGGAUCAGAUUGUGCGCCGAAUCUCUAAGAUGAAAAAGAAGUUAGAAAUGUUUCCGACUAGCACCAUGAUGCUUGACAUGGCUAGAAAACUGCGAAUUGAGCGUGAAAGAGAGGGCAAGGUCAUGAGGCAGCUUCAGGAGCAGCGGACUCUGAUUUUCACCUUGGAACGAAAAAUCAUUGAGACUCGUCAGCAGGCGAAUGAUCUUCGUAGGAAAGCAUCAGACUGCACAGCACAGAGCCUUUUGAAUCGCCUGGAGGAGGAAGUUAAGGUUAAUCAAUAUCUUGCCACGGACAAGCAGCCCAAGGAGAUCGAAAUGACAAAAAUGUAUCUUGAGGACCUCGCACGAGUCGCGGGACACCCAGCGAUGACGCACGCUUUUAUCGAUCAGCUCAAUCAGAAGCUUAGAGAAGUCCACGCGGAGACCAAUCGACUGGUGGAGAAGCGUAUGGUGGCGUCGGAUCCGCUCGAAGACAAGGUGGGUCUCUUUCGUCAGCAGGCGAACAUCGCGGCCAACAGGAAGGCGUCGACAGCCUCGGCGCUUGCAGAGACCCGAGAAAAACAGCUCGCCAAGGCUAGACAACUCGAGGAGGUGCGGGUCAAACUAGCCAAGGCUGUCGAGGAAACUGGAGCUGGCGUCUCCAAGUCGACACUGGGCGCUGGCACCGACACCGCCUCGUCACUGUGCGUUCCUAAGGCUGAGGAUAGUUACGUCACGGCACUGCGCACAAAAAAUGCCACUUACAAGGAAAAACGGGCCCUGUUGAUUAAUCUUCGCGCUGAAAAAGGCAUUCUAAGUCGAACCGUGGACCUCCUCAAGGAGGUCGAGCGUCAGGCCAAGAGGAAAUUGGACUCGGUUGAGGCAUCACAAGGAAUGAGCGGUUAUUGGGACACCAUGGCUAAACUGGAAAAGGUAUCCGAAGAGACGGCAAAUAUGAACCAAAGAAAGGGCACUGUGCUAGAAGAAAUGUCCGGAAUGGAACUAACCCAACUGCAUGCCGACAAGAAGUCGGAAUAUGACGCGUUUGUAGCGAGUCGCGAUGCCCAGACGCUGCGUCUGGAUCAGGAGGUCCGCGUUCUACGCGAAGAGGUGCGUGUGGAGGAGUCACGCUACCACUACCUCAACGCCGCCCUGGCUCUGCUCAAAGCCCAGCAAUUUCGUCUUCAAGAGGAGAUGCGUGGCUACCUCACGACGACUGGUGCAGCCACCGGCGACGGGACGGCGACUGGUGUGACGAGCAUCACCGUGAAACGUCGAAGCUACCGAGAUAUGUACUUAAAGAGAAUAUCAGAACAGGAAGCCCUUGCUACGACAUUGAAGGAGGAACUAAAAGACCUUGAAACCAACGAAUCGGCGAACCUGAGACAGAUGAAGCUCUGGACGGACGUGGUGGCGAUUUUGGAGAGCAAAAUCGCCACACACAAGGCGGCCGAGGAGAAGAAGGCUGCUGGCGGCGACUUUGCCGACGUCCAGCAAAUGGAAACCGACCGUCUCCUGCUCUAG
Molecule: messenger RNA, 2040 nt
Organism: Mesocestoides corti
Lineage: Eukaryota; Metazoa; Platyhelminthes; Cestoda; Cyclophyllidea; Mesocestoididae
Source: the annotation of a GenBank genome assembly